AUGCUAUCACUCUUGCUUAUAGGGAAGAAACUACCCGUUGAUGUAAAAGGAAUGAUCUCCAGCAUUCUCCAGGUCGUGAUCGCACCAAUUGCUGCAGGAUUGCUACUAAACAAUUGUGUCUUCUUCUUCUUCUAUAGAUUGUUCCCAAAACUAUCCAAUGCGAUCAGACCGUUUCUCCCAGUUUUAUCGGUUCUUGACACGGCUUGCUGCGUUGGAGCGCCACUCGCGUUGAACAUAAACUCGGUUAUGUCUCCGUUUGGAGCAACCAUACUUUUGCUAGUAACAAUGUUCCAUCUCUCAGCUUUCUUCUCUGGAUACUUCCUCACCGGAUCAGUCUUUAGAAACGCUCCAGACUCUAAAGCCUUGCAAAGAACAUUGUCCUAUGAAACUGGAAUGCAGAGUAGUCUUUUGGCUCUAGCGCUGGCGACUAAGUUCUUUCAAGAUCCUCUUGUUGGGAUUCCUCCUGCAAUAUCUACGGUGGUAAUGUCAUUGAUGGGGUUCACACUCGUUAUGAUAUGGUCUAGCGAAAAAGAGCUAAGCAUUUAAACAAUGUAAAAUUCUUAAUUUAUGUAAACUUCUUGUAACAUUUAUAAGAAAUAGAUUACACCAUAAAGGAUGGUUUGAUUAUAAACCCAGUUUAAAUUAAACUACAACUUCAAAUUUGUAAAAGAACGAGUCUUUAGCCAUGGACGCUGGUCUAAACCCAGACCAUUCCUCCUCAGGGCCUGUGUCUCAACCAAAUCCAAAAGCUAAUCCCGUUAAACUAUGACCCCAUUCUUUUAUAGCUGAUCAUUUAUUCAACGUCAAAGACUCUAAACCACCUACAGUAUCUUGUCAAAAUUCUAGGCCAGCUUCAGCCUCUACAUGUUGUCACCACAUCAUCAGUCUUUAUCACCAUGAUUGCAUAUCUGGGGAGUUAAGCCAAUGCAUAAGUACGUAAGCAUUCUUCUUGUUUCUGCAAGUGACUUUGCCCUCAAUUGUAAUCACCUUCAGCAAGUCAUCUUGCGCUCUGAGUUUGUAUUUUGAACUUUUCUUUCUACCAUUAUACAUCUCUAUUCGCCUUACAACAUUGAGACUCAAGUAAACUUUUAUUUUGGUAAUGGAUAGAGCAUAUAAGGUAAUAUGCAGGAAGUCUUUAGAUAGAAGUCCUUAAGCUUUAUUUAUGACAAUAAAAAAAAAAUAGAGAUUGACUAUAACAUAUUUUUCUUUAUUAUAGCAUUUAGAAAUGAAUAUAACAAUAUAUAGAAAAUGUUCUUAUCUUAUACAUUACAUAUUAAUGUUUUGUUUGUCAACAUGGUGGGUCUGAUUGAGUGUUUAUUCAGUUAUUAUGGAUGGUAUUUCACAAUAUAAUUAUAUAAAUAUCAAUAGUUUUAAUUAAUUUGAUUAAUAUAAUAUGUAAAGUUGGGUUGGUUAAAUAUUCUUGUGCUUUUGAUUUAUUUUGAGAUUUUGUAAGUUUUAGUA
Molecule: messenger RNA, 1461 nt
Organism: Brassica napus (rape)
Lineage: Eukaryota; Viridiplantae; Streptophyta; Magnoliopsida; Brassicales; Brassicaceae
Product: probable sodium/metabolite cotransporter BASS6, chloroplastic
Exons: 4
Coding region: 1-546 (181 amino acids)
Cellular component (GO): membrane
Source: RefSeq, a predicted model, not a curated record